Messenger RNA from Ilex paraguariensis (yerba mate), 963 nucleotides. The record is from the annotation of a GenBank genome assembly. Lineage: Eukaryota; Viridiplantae; Streptophyta; Magnoliopsida; Aquifoliales; Aquifoliaceae.
AUGUGCAGCUUGCAAAGGUGGAUCAACCCUCAUGACCUAGAUAACGAGGCACUUGCUUUUAAGCCUGUAAUAGGUUCCAUGCUUUCAAGGAUUUACCACAACCCUCAAAAUAAGGAGGAAAAUCAGUCACAAUUACCAAAAAUUUUGCAGUUUUGGGCCUCCAAGGAAGUUUAUGAUCAAGAUACCAUUCUUGGGCUUGAGAAUGAGAUGAUGGGGGGAUCAACAACAAACUUAUUUCUUGUGCCUCCAAGGGACUUAUCUGCUGUUUCAACAGAUCAUUUGACCAUUUCAGGACCAUCACCCCAGGUGUCAAACCAUAAUACCUUACAGUGGCAGCCUCAUAAGCUAAGUUUGGUGCCAAAUUUACCAGAUCUAGAACAUCCUGAUAAACAAGUUUCUCCCCUAGCAGCCAUGCCACCAUCGGUAGCAACACAACAAUUUCUUCCUAAUUCAGUUCCUUCUGGUGGUUUUGUUGGGUCCUUGCCAAUCCCAUCUUCCGGUCAACAAGCAAAUCAACAACCUGCGUCCCAUAUAUUGCCAGGACCGACUGCUAAUGUUGGUGAAAAAUUACCUCCAUAUCCUUUGUUUCCACCUGGUCUUACUCCUGAAAUGGUCAGAAAAAUGCAGAUCGAGAUUGGAGAGGUUAACCCUUCUGAAGGACCCAUGAAACCUUCCGAAUUAAUCGAUGAAGAUGAUGAGUAUGAGAGAGAGCCUCCCAUUUGCAAGGGAGGAGCUUGCAUCCCUCCCCCACCUAAUUUACAAGUGGCCCCUGAAACAGGAACUUUUGCUGAUGGAAGUGUAGAACAGAAGCCUGGAUCAACUAGCUCAGGAUGGUUGGGACUUGGGGCCACAGCUAAUCCAAAUGAGGCCAGUCAAUAUGAUGAUGUUUAUUAUUCUUAUAGGAAACAGAGAAGUAUCAAUUACCAUACGUCUAUGAGUGCAAGAGCUGCUGCUACAAGGUAA